CGUUGCUCCCACUUCACUACCACUAUAACCACCAACUGUCCCACUUGGCAAACAACUAUAGCCCACCCUCGGCCCCUCUUUCUCUAUUGCCUUUCUCUCUUUCACACCAACCAUCAGGGUAUAAUAGGGACACGACAUUGAGACGGUGGAGCUAAGAAAAUGAAGCCCUUUUCCACGUUCUUUAUUCUCCUUUCACUGCUUGCGCUCGUGGACUCUAAAUAUUAUUCAUGCAAAAAUGAAGACCAGGAGCUGGUGUCAAAGGCGUUUCAAUCUGUGUCUGGAUUCAACUCUUCCUGGUUCCAAAGCGCUUCUAAUUGUUCAAAUGCUGCUGUUAUUAAAAGACUAAAUCUUUCCUUCAGGAACCUAAGUGGAAGCAUUUCGUGGAAGUAUCUGAGGAACAUGUCCAAGUUGGAGGUUCUAGAUCUGUCUGGGAAUUUCUUACAAGGGCAGGUACCAAACUGGUUGUGGACAACCUCAUCCUUAUCGGUAGUGAACCUUUCUCAGAACAGGUUCGGAGGGAGCAUUAACCCCACAUCCCAAAACGGUUCCUUUUCAUCGCUGAAAAAUCUCAAUCUCUCAUACAACAGGUUCACCAACCAGCUUCACCUCUCUGUUUUUAAAAACCUCAAAAGCCUCGACCUUUCACACAACAACCUCAGAACUUUACCUUUAGGGUUCCAAAACCUCACCAAUCUACAAUACCUUAAUCUCUCCGACUGCAACAUCAAAGGUAGCGUAAAACCCAUUUCCACCCUAACCUCACUAUCCUUCUUGGACCUUUCAAACAACUCUUUGAACGGUAGCUUCCCCUCGGACUUCCCUCCCUUGAAGACCAUACAAUUCUUGAACAUCUCCCACAACAACUUCAAAGCAUCCACCGCAUUAGACAGAUUCAAAAAGUUCGGCAAAUCGGCGUUCAUUCACGCUGGUAAUAACUUCAGCUACACCGCAUCCAAAACGCCAAAGCUAGGUGCAACCUGGACAUCAGCUUCAACUUCAACCCCACCACAUGAACGGUCCCACCACAUCCAGGCGGAGAAGAAGAGGCCGAGAGAAAAGCAAAAGUCAAAACAGAAACCAAGAAGCAUGAUUGCGGCCUUGUCGUGUGCCUCGGCACUCGUGGUUGUCGGACUGUGCAUGUGCGUUGUGUGGCGUUGCAGAAGGAAGAGGCAAUGGGCAAAAAAGAACAAGUGGGCGAUCUCUAAGCCGGUCCCAGUGAACGUGAAGAUGGAGAAAUCGGGACCCUUCGCAUUCGAGACAGAAUCAGGGACAUCAUGGGUGGCUGACCUGAAAGAACCCUCUUCCGCACCCGUGGUCAUGUUCGAGAAGCCUCUCAUGAACCUCACCUUCGUGGACCUCAUUUCUGCCACGUCACACUUUGGCAAGGACUCUCUCCUGGCUGAGGGCAGGUGUGGGCCCGUGUACCGCGCUGUCUUAACCGGAGACAUCCACGUGACAAUCAAAGUCAUCGAAAACGCCAGAGACGUCCAUCAUGAUGACGCUGUCGCUCUCUUCGUUGACCUUGCUCAACUCAAACACCCCAAUCUCUUGCCCCUCUCUGGUUACUGUAUUGCAGGGAAGGAGAAGCUGGUGUUGUACGAGUUUAUGUCCAACGGUGAUUUGGGUAGGUGGUUGCAGGAACUACCGGCGGGGGAGACUAAUGUCGAGGAUUGGAGCGGUGACACAUGGGAGAUUAUUCAAAACGGCGCCGUUUCUCGAGCAUCGCCGCCGGAAAAGAUGGGCUGGCCAAUACGCCACCGUAUUGCGGUGGGCGUAGCGCGUGGAUUGGCGUUUCUGCACCACGCGGGGUCAAGGCCCGUCGUUCACGGCCAUCUCGUCACCUCCAACGUCCUUCUCGGCGACGACUUCGAGCCGCGAAUCGCGGAUUUCGGGUUCCGAAAGUUUGGAAGGGAGAGCGCUGCCGCCGCGACGAACUGCUCGACGGAGACGGAUGUUUACUGCUUCGGUGUGGUGCUUAUGGAGCUUCUGACGGGGAGGGGCGGCACGGCGGAGACGGUGGUUUGGGUGAGGAAGGCGGUAAGGGAGGGACACUCUGUGAAGGCGCUGGAUGAGAGACUUAAACUCGGCGGCGGCGGCGGCGGCGACUCGGAGAGUGAGAUGGUGGAGAGCCUCCGAGUAGCGUAUCUGUGUACGGCGGAGUCACCCGGAAAGAGGCCCACGAUGCAGCAGGUAUUGGGCCUGCUCAAAGAUAUUCACCCGAGUAACGGACUCGACUGAGUUCACUCGGCCAAGCGAAUUGGUUUUCCAUUUUACACGCUAAACCUAGAUGAGCAACUCAAUUCCUGGUUGCAUGCCAUCUGGCAAUGGAGUUUUGGAGCAUGUAAUUGUUUUUUUGGAAAUUGCAUUAAAUGAAAUAUAUGUUUAUGGUUA
Vigna unguiculata (cowpea) is the source of this 2391-nucleotide messenger RNA. It is a transcript of the gene MEE62, whose product is annotated as Leucine-rich repeat protein kinase family protein. NCBI's taxonomy places the organism in Eukaryota, Viridiplantae, Streptophyta, Magnoliopsida, Fabales, Fabaceae. Gene Ontology annotation, biological process: protein phosphorylation. The record is from RefSeq and is a predicted model, not a curated record. Gene Ontology annotation, molecular function: ATP binding; protein kinase activity; protein binding.